Canariomyces notabilis is the source of this 3826-nucleotide messenger RNA. RefSeq lists its product as uncharacterized. The record is from RefSeq and is a predicted model, not a curated record. The coding region runs from base 101 to 3460 and encodes 1119 amino acids. Gene Ontology annotation, cellular component: nucleus. The transcript is spliced from 2 exons. Gene Ontology annotation, biological process: DNA repair. Gene Ontology annotation, molecular function: ATP binding; ATP-dependent chromatin remodeler activity. Lineage: Eukaryota; Fungi; Ascomycota; Sordariomycetes; Sordariales; Chaetomiaceae.
GUGUGUUUUCAUGCCCUCGCACACCCGCCACUUGCAGUUGUAUGCACAUCGGCCUACAGUGACGCUCUGUUAAACGUUCUCGUCAUUGUGAGCGCCGCAGAUGAGCAGAAAACCAGGUGCCAACUUCUCGGUCCAGCCGCGAAAUAACCUUGCAUCCGGCGACAAGCCAGAGUUUUCCAAGCCAGAAGAAUCUCGGCGCCCCAGCAAGACAAGAGCCGAACUGCGGAAAAGCUUCUACGACCUGGUCGAGUCAACGACCAUCAGUUAUUCUUCGCCCAGUGCCGAGUCAACCACCAUGGCAAGAUCGCGCUCCAAUUCCUUCAACGACGAUGACCUUGAGAUUCUCAGCUCGCAGGCCGCCAACUUAUCGCUCGGGCCUGGCUCCCAAAUAACACCGCCAAGGCCCGUCGACAGCCCCGAUAACGCUGUUGUGGACCUAACAGACAGUGCAAAUGGCAAGCCCGCGGUUGCGACGCCCACGGCGACCUUUGGCCACCCGACGAAGCUGGUGCCGCGAUUCGGUAAGCCUCAGGACAGCAACCACAUGUUCAUCCAGCGAAAGACGCGGCCAGAGUUUCACAGUGAUCUGUACAGGGGAUCGGGUCCCUUGAAGCCCAAGACCGAGUCCAAGAAAGCGCCGGCGUUGCAGAUGUUUAGCUCUAUGAGCGCCGAGGCACAGCCAGCCUAUCAGUACUCACAGCCCUCACAAUCAGCAUAUGGAGACAAUGUGUUUUACACGGAUCCUGCCAAGGCAUCGGCAGACCUGAAAGCCCUGCUCGAGGGUGGCAUGGACGAUGAAGAGGAGGAGCCCGAACGGGAAAAAACCGAGGGCAGCAAAGCAAAGGAGGAAACCAUCGAGGAUGGUGCACUUGAGGGCAUCAAAGUGAAGCUCCUCCCGCACCAAGUUGAGGGAGUCAAGUGGAUGCGGGGUCGAGAGCUUGGGCCCGUCAAAAAGGGAACAGUGCCCAAAGGCGGCAUCCUGGCGGAUGAUAUGGGUCUCGGCAAGACGCUGCAGAGUAUCUCGCUCAUUGUCUGCAACCCGAUGCCUGGACCGGACGACGAGGGUUGGAAGAAGCACUUUGACCGAGUCAAACCAGCAACGCUGGUGGUUGCACCGCUUGCACUGAUCCGACAAUGGGAGGGUGAAAUCAAAGAGAAGGUGGCCAAGUCCCAUGAGCUCAAGGUCUGCGUCCAUCAUGGUCAACAGCGGACUAAAGACCCCAAGGCCUUGGCCAAGUACGAUGUUGUCAUCACCACCUACCAGACGUUGGUAUCUGAACACGGCAACAGCAACCCAGACCCUACCAGAGGGCCUCAAGUUGGCUGUUUCGGCAUCCACUGGUUCCGCGUCAUACUCGACGAGGCACACAGCAUCAAGAACCGCAACGCCAAAGCCACCAAAGCCUGCUGCGCUCUGCGUUCCGAGUAUCGCUGGUGCCUUACGGGCACUCCCAUGCAGAAUAACCUUGACGAGCUGCAGUCGCUCGUCCACUUUCUCCGCAUCGCUCCUUACGACGACUUGUCCGAGUGGCGAGCCAACAUAGAUGGGCCAAUGAAGCAAGGCAAGGGCCACAUAGCCAUUCGGCGCCUGCACUCCCUGCUUCGCUGCUUCAUGAAGCGACGCACAAAGGAAAUCCUCAAGGAAGAGGGGGCCCUUGUCGCGGGCGGCAAGAAGGCGCUCGACGCGGCUGCUGCGAAGGCUAAAGAAGGGGGGUCGCAGGAAGCCGAAAUGCCCAAGCCUGCCUUCAAGAUCACAGAGCGCAAAGUUGUCACGGUCGAAACUCAGUUCUCGCCAGCCGAGCGGGAGUUUUACGACCGGCUCGAGGAGCGUGCUGACAAGAGCCUCGAGAAGAUGAUGAAGACGAAGAGCAACUACUACGCCAACGCUCUCGUGUUGUUGCUACGCCUGCGCCAGGCAUGCAAUCACCCGCGCCUGUCCGAGACAAAGCUGGAUAAAGACAAGGACGCGCUGGCUACAGACACGGCCGCCCAGCCGAAAGCAAGUGUCGCCGACGAUAUUGAUGACCUGGCUGAUGCGCUAGGCGGGAUGGGUAUCCAGACAAAGCAGUGCGAGAUGUGUUUGAGCGAGCUGAGCAAAAAGGAGGUGGCUGAUGGUCAGUUGCGCUGUACCGACUGUGUACAGAGCCUCGAGAAGGUGAACAACGAGAGCCCCAGCCGAAAAAAGCCGCAAAAGGACCGGCGGAGGAUUAGCGUUGUUGCGGAGGAGAUCAAAAUUGAGAAAAUGGCCAAGCGGAAACCGAAAGGCCGCCGAAUCAUCACAGAUAGCGAUGAUGAGGAGGAAGAUAUGGAGGGCAGCUGGCUGGUACCAGAAGACGAGCGUGGUUCUCUCCGCCUUGGCAAGGCUGGUGAUGAAGAAGACGAGAAUGCUGAAGGCGGCGGCGACGACAUUGGAUCGGAGGAUUCAGAUCACCCUUCGGAGAAUGAGGACGAAAGCCAGCUUGACAGCUUCAUCGUCAACGACGAAGACGCACCAGAAGGGGAUCAGCCCGAAUCCGGCUCUGGCUCGGAAGACGACACCUUCGUAUCAGUAGCUAAGCUCCGCUCACAAGUCGUCUCUGAAGCCGCGCCUGAAUCGCCCAGCGACGACUUAGUCUCGGAAGGCGAGAGCGUCUCCGAAUCGGAAAUCCUCUCUGCUAUAGAUUCCGGCUCGGACUCGGACACUUCGCCGGCCAAGCGUCACCAAAGCCGACACCGCGAUGGAUUCCAGUCCAAAUCCGGGUCCAAGACCAAGUCUACCGCCGACAAUAGUCACCAUAGUGUGAUGGUCUCGGCCAAGAUCCGCGAACUCCUCUCACUCCUGCGCAAAGAGGCCCCUCAGCACAAAUUCAUCGUCUUCUCCCAGUUCACCUCGAUGCUCGACCUAAUUGAACCCUUCCUCCUCUCCCAACCUGGCCUCAAAUUCGUGCGCUACGACGGCAAGAUGGCCAACGACGCGCGCGAGGCCGCGCUCCACGCCCUGCGCACCGACCCGCACACGCGCGUCAUGCUCUGCUCUCUCAAGUGCGGCUCGCUGGGGCUCAACCUGACGGCGGCCACGCGCGUCGUCAUCGUCGAGCCCUUCUGGAACCCCUUUGUUGAGGAGCAGGCCAUUGACCGCGUGCACCGACUGACCCAGACGGUCGACGUGGUCGUGUACAAGCUGACGGUUGCCGACACGGUCGAGGCGCGCAUCCUGGAGCUGCAGGACAAGAAGCGGCGCCUGGCCGAGGCCACCAUUGAGGGCGUCGGCGCUUCCAGAGGCAAGAAGGGCAAGAACCAGAUGAAGCUGGGUCUGCAGGAGAUUUUGGAGCUGUUCAAGCACGACGCGAGACACUCACUUGGCGGCGGCGGGGAUCCGAACGAUCCAGCUAGCAAUCCGGUCGUUAUUAGGGAUGUUGCGGCAAUGGUGAAGAGGGGGAAAGCGAGGAAGGAACAUGACGUCUAUGGCAGGAGGUGGUGAAUCAUGGUUUGUUAUGCGAGUAACAUAUGUUCGGGAUGGGUAGACUGGCCGGUUGGGUUGGGAUAAAUGGGAAUGGGAAUGGGAUUGGAAUGGGAUUGGGAAUGGGAACUGGGAAAGGGCGAAGUGCAAAGGGUGCGGUCUCAACUCCUGGAGUGGGCCGCUGACAUAUACUGAGGCGCAUUCUCUUGUCCGGAUAUUGUGACUGCCUAAUAGAGCUGACUGGUGUCUUGUCCUGAUUCUGUUUUCCUCUUGUGAGUUGUCUACAUGCGCAUCGGUUUAUGUCUCGAGCGGAAUGUGGCAAAUACAGAGCGUCCCUGACAGUCGAUGAAGCAUCGUCCAUGCCGUCUUGCAAUUCCCAAAACGUAG